AAUAUGACCACCUCUUUGUUCCCUGUACAUAGYUUGCCUCUGYUWGCAUCAUAAMAGGAGCAGGUAAACAGAAGGUUGGAGCGAUUUGCAACAUUGUGGGAUAUUAUGGGAUUGGRUUUCCUGUCGGUGUGCCACUCAUGUUUGCAGCUAAGUUAGGAAUCAAAGGUCUGUGGACCGGAUUGUUUACUUGUGUAUCACUGCAGUGUGUAUUCCUCAUUUUUUAUCUGGUCAGAAUGAACUGGAAAACAGCUACAGAGGAGGCUCAGGUCAGAGCAGGCGUYUGUGAAACCUCCAACGACACAAGUCCACAACCCGAGGAUGCAGAGGACUCACUGGAUCAAACAGACACCGCUGACCCGGCUGCUGGUCAGGAGCGACCUGCAGAAGUCAGAAGACUAAAAUGCAGCUUCUCAAAUAUGACUCCGCUCUGUCGAAGGCUUCUGGCUCUGGCUGUUAUGCUACAGAUCCUGGCUAUUGGAAUCAUCAUAAACCUGGUGCUGACAUGACAGUGAGCCACCGAAGUUAGGGCGCUGCUUCUUUUUACCACCAGUGCUGAAUAAUAAUGUUGGCGCUGCGGGACAAAGCAGGACAGGGGACGGGCACAUGUUGAGAUGAGCAGGAUAAGAUGGCAGAAGGAGAAAAUGGGGCAUAAUCAGUAAACAUAUCCUCUGCACUUUGCAACUUCGCGAUGUUCCUUUGAUUAUCGCAGUGUGCAAUCGUGCCACCACGUACUGUCAGCGAGCUAACGAACGGGAGUAAAACAAUUAACAGAA
Molecule: messenger RNA, 773 nt
Organism: Austrofundulus limnaeus
Lineage: Eukaryota; Metazoa; Chordata; Actinopteri; Cyprinodontiformes; Rivulidae
Product: multidrug and toxin extrusion protein 2
Exons: 4
Coding region: 138-506 (122 amino acids)
Source: RefSeq, a predicted model, not a curated record